Messenger RNA from Chelmon rostratus (copperband butterflyfish), 2340 nucleotides. RefSeq names its product solute carrier family 3 member 2a (gene slc3a2a). The record is from RefSeq and is a predicted model, not a curated record. Lineage: Eukaryota; Metazoa; Chordata; Actinopteri; Chaetodontiformes; Chaetodontidae. Gene Ontology annotation, biological process: amino acid transport; carbohydrate metabolic process. Bases 138 to 1670 code for a protein of 510 amino acids. The transcript is spliced from 11 exons.
UGGGCGGAGAAAAGGGCGACUACAAAUACUGAUCGAGCGCCUUUGUAAGAAGAUUAGCACAGACUGAAGGAUAAACGACUGACAAAGGUCGAACAAACUCGGACGGACGCAAAGUUUUACAGAAAUCAGAUCUAACCAUGAAUAGAGACACAGAGAUCGACAUGAAGGAGGUCAUGCUCAAUGAGGGCGAGCUGGGCAAGCAGCUCAUCUCGGGCGACAGCCAGGCUGCAGGCGGAGAGAAAAAUGGCAGCAUCAAGAAGGUCGCCGAAGAUGAGGUGACAUUCACCGGCCUGUCCAAAGAGGAGCUGAUGAAGGUUGCUGGCACACCAGGAUGGGUGCGAACCCGUUGGAUUCUUCUCGUCCUGUUCUGGCUGGGAUGGGUAGGCAUGCUGGCUGGAGCCAUUGUGAUCAUAGUCCGGGCCCCUCGCUGCAAACCCAUCCCUCCGAUGAACUGGUGGAACGAAGGACCUCUGUACCAGGUCUCUGACGCUGAUGCUUUCUCUGAUGGACUGGCAGGUAUUGAGGCAAAGUUGGACAACAUAAACCAGUUGAAGGUGAAAGGCCUGGUUCUCGGCCCUCUUCACACCGUCCAGCCCAACCAGCCGAGCACCCUGAACUUUGAAGAUAUCGACCCCACCAAGGGAACAAAGAAAGCCCUCACUGAUGUGCUGGAAAAGGCCCACAAGAAGGGCAUUUCUGUGGUGCUUGACCUGACUCCAAACUAUUUGGGAGCUGCUCCCUGGUUCAGCAGCAGUGAUGUUGGUGAAGUGAUAGAGAAAGUCAAGGCUGCAGCGGAAUACUGGUUCAGCUUGGGUGUUGAUGGCAUCAAAAUAUCUGACCUCGAUGUCGCCUCCAACUCUGCUGAUUGGUCAAUGCUGCAGGCUGUCGUCCAGAACAAUGACACUGAGUCCACCAAGAAGAGGGCGCUGAUGGGUGUGGUUGAAGGUUUGUCAGCUGCAAAUGUGUCUCUGCUCGCUAAUACAACUGGUGUAGAUCUCAUCCUGUCUGACCUGCUCAACAGCAAAGAUGGAGGUGUGCGCAUCAAGGCCAUGGACACCCUUAGUUCUCAGCAGGCUAGCAUGGCCUGGGGUCUCGGUGCCACCCAACAGGACCAGCUGGCUAAACAGGCGACGACUCAGGGCCUAAUCCGUCUCUACCAGCUCCUGCUGUUCACCAUGCCUGGAACCCCGGUGUUUACCUAUGGAGACGAGAUCGGCCUUCAAGCAGGACAAGGUUCAGAAUCUCCGAAAAUGGUUUGGGACAUAGAGAAGGAACCUGCUGAAGGAGCUGCUGUCAAUGAGAGUACUGAGGCUGAGCGGAAGGAGCGCGUUGAUACAAGGAAGUGGUUCAUAUCCCUCAGCGACCUGCGAGGCAAAGAGCGCUCUCUCCUCCACGGCCAGUACUACCCUCUCUACUCUUCCGCUUCCUCCCUCUCUUUCCUCCGUGUGUGGGACCAGAGUGAGAGAUACAUCACUGCCGUCAACUGGGGAACCGCGUCUGAGACGCUCAAGUUCACACUGGCACCUACAGAGGAAGUAGAGUUGCCAGAGACAGCCAAGGUGAAGCUGUCAACUGACGAAGACCUGAAACCAGACACCUCUGUCAGCUUGGACAAAAUCACCCUCGGACCUGGACAAGCUGUGCUGCUGCAGUUCCCCUAUACAGGCUAAAGGUGGCGCCAACGUAUAGGAAAGCUACCUAGAUGAAAACCUAGUUAAUAAAACACUGAAGUCAGUCCUAAUCCUGAGAUAUGAGAUGGCAAAAAAUACAGGACUUUUCUUUUCACUGCAAAAAAUCUGACUUAAUAUCAGUUUAUUUAUUAAGAACAUAAAUGAAUUGGGUUAAAAAGAAACUGAAUGUUGGCCAGUACAAACUGAUGAUGAAUUCUUUUGCUUUUUAUAACAAAUGUCAGUUGUCACAUUUUGUUUUUUUUGUUUGUUUUUUUUUUGAUUGUUUUUUGGAGCUGGGAAAAGAUGCCGCAACCUCAGACACUGACUCAUCAAUUGAACAUUUUGUUCUUUUGUGAUCUUUUAUUGUUGACUGUUGUCUGUACAUUGUCCAAAAAUCUAAAAAAAACAUUCCAUUCUUGUUGUUUGGGCAUUCCUAUUGCGGUCCUUAUGUGAUUUUUUUAUUACAAAUUUUAAGACCUUUUUUUUUAAUGACAAUUUUACUUCAUGGCCCGUUCCAUCACAGAAACACAUUAAUCACGUAGUUAACGAUGAACAUGUGUGGUGACUCUGAAGUACUUUAACAGUGCUUGUAACCAAAAUUACUGCGAAUGGUGUCAAGUCUGUCAAACGAACCGAAUUGGAAAUGAAUAAACAGAAAGUUCUGUACCGA